Fusarium mangiferae is the source of this 1014-nucleotide messenger RNA. RefSeq lists its product as uncharacterized. The transcript is spliced from 2 exons. Gene Ontology annotation, molecular function: hydrolase activity. The record is from RefSeq and is a predicted model, not a curated record. Bases 1 to 1014 code for a protein of 337 amino acids. Lineage: Eukaryota; Fungi; Ascomycota; Sordariomycetes; Hypocreales; Nectriaceae.
AUGUCUAAGCCUCUGCGUGUUCCUUACAAAAUCGCUGGGAAGACAAGUAUCCCUACAGAUAUUCAUAUCCCAUCAUCCCGUGCUGCGCAGAAGUAUGAUCUCUUGCCCGUCUUGAUUAUGUUCCACGGCGGCGGAUUUAUGCUGGGCCACUCAGGAAUGAACAAUGCAGAUCAGAUUGAGGACUGCCUUGAACGAGGUUGGAUUGUGCUCUCAGUCGAGUAUCGUCUCUGCCCGGGGGUCAACGUUCUCGAAGGCCCAAUACGUGAUGCUCGCGAUGCUCUUCUAUGGGUACAGGAGGGUGGACUGGAAGCUGCAUUGAAAGAGUCUUCCGAAACCGUCUGCCCGGAUACAAAGCGGAUCAUGGCCAUGGGGGCUUCAGCUGGGGGAACUCUAGCACUGUCUCUGGCCUGGAAUGUUCCGGCUCCUCCUAUUGCGAUCCUUGACUUCUACGGCCCAAAGGACUUUUCCAAUGAAAGCUGGCUACAGCCAAUCGAUGGCAUGCUGCCUCGACCGAUCGUAUCUCUCCAAUCAUCUGAUAUCGCCAGGCUGUACGAAGCCAAAGAUAUCUUUGCCGGCGGCCUAUCUCUCGAGGGUCAGACGGCUAGCCCCCUGCCUGAUGCCACGUUGGAUAUCGAGCUUGAUAGCAAGCGCAAACUCUUCGCACUGCAGGCUAUUGCUCAAGGAAGGAUUCUCAGCGUGAUUUGGCCGCCGUUUCCUAGCGACUUGCAUUUGAUUGACCCUUUGUUGAACGUAGAUAGAGAUUGGCCUCCAGUUGCUAUCGUCCACGGCAAUAUUGACGCUUUGGUGCCCAUCAGUUUAAGCCAGCGGUUUGCUGAUAAGUUAAAGCAGCAUGGAGUGGAAACAGAAUUUAUCGAAGUUGCGAACGAGCCACAUACCUUCCUUGGAACUUUGAUCAAAGGAUCGAAAACAUGGUAUACUCAGCAAAAGGGCUUUGACUUUCUAGAGCGUGUAUUGAUGCAGAGCUUUAAGAAAAAACCGCACAGCAAUAUGUAG